GAGAGAGAGAGAGGACACUUCUUGACCAAGAAAUGGACUGGCCUUUGAACUUCACCGGCUCCUUUCUCACUCUCCCCUCCCCCUUCCCGACUAAUGGGAGCAGUGGCCCUGAGAAUCUUAGCCCCAGUCAGUCCCCACUCUCGAUCUUUGGCGUGCUAGUCCUCACCCUGCUGGGUUUACUGGUGGUGGCGACCUUCACGUGGAACUUGUUGGUCCUGGCCACCAUCCUCCGCGUGCGCACCUUCCAUCGGGUACCCCACAACCUGGUAGCCUCCAUGGCCAUCUCUGACGUACUGGUGGCAGCCCUGGUCAUGCCCCUUAGUUUGGUGCACGAGCUGUCCGGACGCCGCUGGAAGCUGGGUAGGCGGCUGUGUCAGCUGUGGAUCUCCUGCGACGUGUUGUGCUGCACUGCGAGCAUCUGGAACGUGACAGCCAUCGCCCUGGACCGAUACUGGUCUAUAACCCGUCACCUAGACUACACUCUUCGGAUUCGCAAGCGCAUCUCCAAUGUCAUGAUCACCUUGACCUGGGUGCUCUCCGCAGUCAUCUCGCUGGCCCCUCUGCUCUUCAGCUGGGGGGAAACCUACUCCGCGGACAACGAAGAGUGUCAGGUGAGCCGGGAACCAUCCUAUACCGUCUUCUCCACUGUAGGCGCCUUCUAUCUUCCCCUCUGCGUGGUGCUCUUUGUUUAUUGGAAGAUCUACAAAGCUGCCAAGUUCCGCAUAGGCUCCAAGAAGACCAACAGCGUCACACCCGUGCCCGAAGCCGUGGAGGUAAAAGAGGCCCUCCCUCAGCCCCAGAUGGUAUUCACUGCUCGUCAUGCCAUGGUGACCUUCCAGACUGAUGGGGACACGUGGAGGGAAAAGAAAGAGAAGAAGGCAGCUCUCAUGGUGGGCAUCCUUAUUGGGGUGUUUGUGCUUUGCUGGAUCCCGUUCUUCAUCACUGAGCUCAUCAGUCCCCUCAGUUCCUGCGACAUCCCUCCCAUCUGGAAGAGCAUUUUCUUGUGGCUCGGCUAUUCCAAUUCCUUUUUUAAUCCUCUAAUUUACACAGCUUUCAAUAAGAACUAUAAUAGUGCCUUCAAGACCUUUUUUUCUAGGCAACACUGAGAAAAAGAUGGACAAGUGAGAAGAGAAACUGGGGGAGCUUCUGCUACUUCUCCUACUCUACCUUUUAGUCGCACCGAGGACUGCUCAUUAAAGAUCAAGAUCGUGCUGGGUUUCCAACAAAUUCCAGAGGUCUUUGCCUCAUGAAGCUCUGACCUGUUGCAACUCUUCAAUGACUGUGGAAACUCAAGGGGAAAAAAACCCAACCCUUUCCUACAUGCAAGGGGAAGUGGGGCAUGGACUUAAUUUCCAUGAAGUGCCCUUUCCUUCCCAAGAUCCAUCCCAGAAUGAGAAUGAGUGAGCAAGUGACAAUGGCUAACAGAGAUAACUGCAGUCAGGACACUAAUUGGCAUGUGUCCAUUUGCAAGGUUUUUCUUUAGCUACUUCCCUAAGGGAGGGGUGAAGCCCAGAAAAGUACAGCUUAAAAUCAGAGGUGGCACCUCAAAGCAAUCAGCCCAGGUGGAAGCCACUAAAUAUACCCAGGCAUUUCUGAGCCUUUUAAGGGCCUAUCACUGGGAGACUGUAUGUUCUGUUCUGUAUAUUUUAAAAAAACAAAACAAGAUUCGCCUGACUUUUCACAGAAAUAGAAACCAGCAGAAUCAAAAGCCGCCUUUCAUUUUGAAGGAAAUGACAUUCUUCAGGAUUUUUUGUUGUUUUUCGGUUGCGAAGGAAA
Molecule: messenger RNA, 1776 nt
Organism: Dromiciops gliroides (monito del monte)
Lineage: Eukaryota; Metazoa; Chordata; Mammalia; Microbiotheria; Microbiotheriidae
Gene: HTR5A
Product: 5-hydroxytryptamine receptor 5A
Exons: 2
Coding region: 33-1106 (357 amino acids)
Biological process (GO): chemical synaptic transmission; G protein-coupled receptor signaling pathway, coupled to cyclic nucleotide second messenger
Cellular component (GO): plasma membrane; dendrite
Molecular function (GO): G protein-coupled serotonin receptor activity; neurotransmitter receptor activity
Source: RefSeq, a predicted model, not a curated record